This is a messenger RNA of Didymodactylos carnosus, 465 nucleotides long. Lineage: Eukaryota; Metazoa; Rotifera; Eurotatoria; Philodinida; Philodinidae. The record is from the annotation of a GenBank genome assembly.
AUGACGAGGCGCAUCAUUGAGUUCGCGGAGAUGAUCGAAGACGGCGAUUUGGCCUUGGUGGACUUCGCUAGACAUGCGUAUGAAGUGAAAGGAACGAUCUCCUGGAUUCCCGUGGCCGAUGAAUGGAUCAGAACGGAUCACGAUGGAGUACUUCUUCAAUUGGCAUUUGCGGCCAAGGCAACGACUGGAGAGAAUCGCUUUGCCAAACAUCUGUUGGAGAACAUCGCCAGAGAGCAUGUCACAGUGACGAAGCUAUUCGAAGAAAUCCUCGAUCAGGUCACGAGGGAAAACAAACAAUGUCUCUUCUUCGAUUCUCCGCAAGACAGUUCGUCUGUUCAGCACAUUCGGCAAUCUCGCCGAUCGAAGCCUCAAGAACAAACCGUUCGUGUUGCAACUGGCAAAUCUGCACGACUUGGUCACUGGAGACACGCCAGACGAGGAGACGAUGAUCAACACGAUCAAUGA